CCCAGAUAGGGGACCUGUGAUCACAUCAUGCUGAGCUCUAAUAAGUAGCAGUAUAUGAUUACAAACUAGUGGAGCCUCUGGGUUCCCAUCAGGGUCAAAAUGUGCCCAAGAUUCUGUGAGCAGCAAGAAAGAAGCAAGUGUGGAAGUGACCCUCAUGUUCAUAGGGUGACUUUACCCCAACUGUGGACAAGGAAGCAGAGGAGAGGAGAGAACAUGCUAUUUGCUAGAAUUCCCCCUUCUGCUAAACCAUCUCCUCCUGUGGUCUCGGGCCCUGCAGGCAGAGUUAGUCCUGGGCAGACAGUGAGCUUCACAUGCAAGUCCCAUGGCUUCUUUCCUUGGACCAUCACACUUAAGUGGUUCAAAGAUGGAAAUGAGCUCCCUCACUUCCGAACGACUGUGGACCCCAAAGGAGAAAGCGUCUCCUACAAUCUCUCCAGCACAGCCCAGGUGGUGCUGAGCCCUCAGGAUGUCCACUCUCAAGUCAUCUGUGAGGUGGCCCAUGUCACCUUGCAAGGAGGCCCUCUCCGUGGGACUGCCAACUUGUCUGACACCAUCCGAGAACUGAAGAUAUCAGAUACUGCUGAAAUCCUUGUAGCUCUGCUCCUUGGACCCAAACUGCUACUGGUAAUUGGUGUCAUUGCCAUCUACAUGCACAAGAAGCAGAAGGCCUGAUUCUCUUCUCUUCAUCUUCUGCCACAUUGGACCCUGGGUAUCUGACAUCACCUUUCUUGGAAAGGCUCAGACUACAAGAAGCUGGUGGGAAGCUGUGGAAGGCUGCUACAAAUGCCUCCCUUAUGAGGACAACUCCAACUCAGAAUUCCUUGUCGUUCCUCUGCAUAAACAUUGAUAUCUCAGAGUUGUGAUGCUUUGGUUAUUGUAUUCUAUUCUUGGGGUUCUAAUCUCAUUAAUAAAAGAUUUUAAUAAUGUGA
This is a messenger RNA of Peromyscus eremicus (cactus mouse), 929 nucleotides long. RefSeq names its product tyrosine-protein phosphatase non-receptor type substrate 1-like. Gene Ontology annotation, biological process: positive regulation of phagocytosis; positive regulation of T cell activation. The record is from RefSeq and is a predicted model, not a curated record. NCBI's taxonomy places the organism in Eukaryota, Metazoa, Chordata, Mammalia, Rodentia, Cricetidae. The coding region runs from base 100 to 672 and encodes 190 amino acids. The transcript is spliced from 5 exons. Gene Ontology annotation, cellular component: plasma membrane.